This is a messenger RNA of Micropterus dolomieu (smallmouth bass), 3409 nucleotides long. Its product is annotated as U2 snRNP-associated SURP domain containing. Lineage: Eukaryota; Metazoa; Chordata; Actinopteri; Centrarchiformes; Centrarchidae. The transcript is spliced from 26 exons. Gene Ontology annotation, cellular component: nucleus. Gene Ontology annotation, molecular function: RNA binding. The record is from RefSeq and is a predicted model, not a curated record. Gene Ontology annotation, biological process: RNA processing. The coding region runs from base 75 to 3026 and encodes 983 amino acids.
AGAAGGUGGCGAUCACCGAUUCAGUGAUCGAUUGUGUCGCCUGGAGUUUCACAUUUGGCGCUAUCUUCUAAUCGAUGAUCGAUUUUAUUUUAGUUCCACAAAAGAUGGCGGACCGAACGCCUGGUGGCUCUCAAAAAGCUAGUGCUAAGGCGCUGCUUGAAAGCAAACUGAAGUCUUUCAGCAUUGGCAAAAUGGCAGUGGCCAAGAGGACCCUAAGCAAAAAGGAACAAGAUGAAAUAAAGAAAAAAGAGGAUGAACGGGCAGCAGCAGAGAUUUAUGAGGAGUUUCUUGCUGCCUUUGAAGGAGGAGGGGAAGGCAAAGUCAAGGCCUUUGUCCGUGGUGGUAUUGCAAAUGCAACAAAAGAGGAGGCAGCUUCUGAUGAGAAGAAAGGAAAGUUGUACAAGCCCAAGUCACGUUUUGAGACACAACCGAAAAGCAUCUUGCCUUUGGAAACCCCAUCUCAGUUUUUACCGUUAGACAAAAGACAUUCUUUGAAGAAAAGUACUGAAAAGGAAAAGAAGAAGAGCAACUUGGAGCUUUUCAAAGAAGAACUUAAACAAAUACAGGAGGAAAGGGAUGAAAGACACAAGAUGAAAGGACGUGUUAGUCGAUUCGAACCUCUCUCGGGCACGGAUGGAAGACGUUCAUCGGAUGGUUCUUCAAGAAGAAACCGUCCGUCCAGUGUUUUGGAUGAUUGUGCGCCAGGUUCCCAUGACGUUGGAGACCCAUCCACUACUAACUUGUAUCUCGGAAACAUCAAUCCACAGAUGAAUGAGGAAAUGCUGUGUCAAGAGUUUGGCCGCUAUGGCCCGCUGGCCAGUGUGAAGAUCAUGUGGCCGAGGACAGACGAGGAGAGAGCUCGAGAGAGGAACUGUGGCUUUGUGGCUUUCAUGAACAGGAGGGAUGCUGAGCGAGCGCUCAAGAACCUAAAUGGAAAGAUGAUUAUGAACUUUGAGAUGAAAUUAGGAUGGGGAAAAGGUGUGCCCAUUCCACCCCACCCCAUCUACAUCCCUCCUUCCAUGAUGGAGCACACACUCCCACCACCUCCCUCUGGCCUACCCUUCAACGCACAGCCCCGGGAGAGGCUAAAGAACCCCAAUGCUCCCCUGCUUCCUCCACCUAAAAACAAGGAGGAGUUUGAGAAGACUCUGUCGCAAGCCAUAGUCAAAGUGGUUAUCCCAACAGAAAGGAAUUUGCUCUCUCUCAUCCACCGAAUGAUCGAGUUUGUGGUGCGUGAAGGCCCAAUGUUUGAAGCCAUGAUCAUGAACAGAGAAAUCAACAAUCCCAUGUACAGGUUUCUAUUUGAGAACCAGAGUCCGGCACAUGUAUACUACCGGUGGAAGCUCUACACCAUACUACAGGGUGAAGCACCAGUCAAAUGGAAAACAGAGGACUUUAGGAUGUUUAAGAAUGGCUCUUUGUGGCGUCCGCCUCCUCUUAAUCCAUACCUCCAUGGUCCUUAUGAUGAUGGGGAGGAAGAGGAGGAAGAGGAGGAUGCGGGCAAGAAAGGCUGCUUGAAGGAAGAAGAACGGGACAAACUAGAGGAGAUGCUGCGUGGUUUGACUCCCAGGAGGGGCGACAUAGCAGAAGCCAUGUUGUUUUGUCUCAGCCACGCCGAAGCAGCUGAAGAGAUUGUGGAGUGCGUCACAGAGUCUCUCUCCAUCCUCAAAACCCCUCUUCCCAAGAAGAUUGCACGGUUAUAUCUAGUUUCUGAUGUCCUGUACAACUCUUCUGCCAAAGUAACCAAUGCGUCUUACUACAGAAAAUAUUUUGAGGCAAAGCUCUGCCAAAUUUUCUCAGAUCUCAACGCAACUUACAAAGCGAUACAGGGCCACCUUCAGAGUGAGAACUUUAAGCAAAGAGUAAUGUCAUGUUUCCGGGCAUGGGAGGACUGGGCUGUGUACCCGGACCCCUUCCUUAUCAAGCUGCAGAACAUCUUCCUGGGUCUAGUUAAUCUGUCUGCAGAGAAGGAACCCCCUGCCAUUAUUGUGGAGGCUGAGCCGGCAGAGGACAUUGAUGGGGCUCCAAUAGGGGAGUAUGUAGAUGGCAGUCUGCUGGAGGAUGUGGAUGGGGUGCCGAUUGACGCAGGGCCCAUUGAUGGGGCUCCUAUUGAUGGAGCCCCCCUGGAUGACCUCGAUGGUGUCCCUAUCAAGACCAUGGAAGAAGACAUAGAUGGAAUACCUUUGGAUCCGUCCAAGGAGGCAACCUUUAAGGUAGCACCCUCGAAAUGGGAAGCAGUGGACGAGUCUGAGUUACAAGCUCAAGCUGUGACAACUUCAAAGUGGGAGAUAUUUGAGCAGCCAGAAGAAACAAAAAAGGAUGAGGGCGACAGUGACGAUGAUGACAGGAGCCCUCGCUCAGAAGAUAAUCAAAGCUUCUCCAACCCCAUCAGAGAUGACUUGGAUAUUAAGGCCAAGAUGUCUGAAAUGAAUGAGGAGAAACGCACCAAGCUCAGAGAGAUAGAGGUUAAGGUCAUGAAGUUCCAGGAUGAGCUGGAGUCUGGGAAAAGGCCCAAAAAGCCUGGGCAGAGUAUUCAGGAGCAGGUGGAGCACUACAGGGACAAAUUACUACAAAAGGAAAAAGAAAAGGAGAAACUUGAACGGGAGAAAGAGAGGGAGAAGAAAGAGAAGGAGAAAGCUGAGACCAGGUUGAAAGACUUGAAGAAGGAAAAAGAGAAGGAAGACACGCCAACCCGAAAAGACAGGAAGCGGCGUCACAGUGGGUCACCCAGCCCAACGCGGAGUAGCAGCAGACGAGGCCGGUCAUCCUCACCGCGUUCAGAGCGGUCCGAAAGAUCAGAACGCUCCGACCGCUCAUACUCUAAAGACACAUCUUCCCGCACUUCCCAUAAAGACUCCCCGCGAUCCAGCAACAAAAAGUCCUCCAAGAGGUCUCCCUCACCUCGCACACCUAAACGAUCCAGGAGGUCGCGCUCCAGGACACCCAAGAAAUCCGCUAAGAAGUCCCGCUCUAAAUCAAGGUCACCUCACCGGUCUCACAAAAAAUCAAAGAAGAGCAAACACUGACGUCUUUUCCUCCAACCCAGCCGAUUCUCCUCCCUCCCCACUCUUUCCUUUUCCGCGCCGUGUUGUAUAAAAGAUUGACUGACUGAUAAGGCAGCUGAUGAUCACUGCCCAAAAGUUAAUGUAUAGACAAUGAAGAGUGGAGGGUGCUGCAUGGGUUUGCCAUCUGGUGUAUCAAAUGGAUGGAGCCAUUGCUGUUUUAUAUUGUACAAAAAAAAUAAUGUGCUUGUGUGUCCUGAUUCCCCCCAUGACCUCCAAAUGGAAUUCAUCCAUGUGGUAGACCACACCCAUACAGAGUGUGAUGACAAUAGUCAUAUUCAUACGGUCAUUUUCUGUUUUUGUAGCUCACAUUAAAAGUAAUUCCUAAUAAAGAAGUGUCAUUUUUA